AACUGAUCCCCAAGCACAAAUAUGCAAAAACCCAUGACUUUUUUUUUGCCCCUUUGAUUCAGCUACUGUCAUUGAGGUCUUGAGGCAGCUUCCACGUUGUCAAUAGAGAGCAAGGAUGGCUCGUUUGUUCAUAUCCUAUUUUAAACCAAAAGAAUGGGUCAGCUUUACGUUAGAUCAUUGCGAAGCUUUCCUCAAGCAGCUUCUCCAUCAAAUUAUUCUUUGCUUAACCAAAGUGGCUGUAUCAGUCACUAGUGAAAACUGAAAUCUUUAACUGUUCUUUCUGUCAUGUUUUUGUCUUCUUAAGCUAAACAACCUUUGUUCUUCCAAUGCUAUUUUUCGGUUCACUUGUGAAUGGUUAAUUUAGAUUUAGCUUCUUGUGACAGUGAGGGGACAAGACAAGGAAAUGAAGCUGGUGGUGGAGGUCAUUGAUGCUCAUGAUCUCAUGCCUAAAGAUGGAGAAGGAUCAGCGAGUCCAUUUGUGGAGGUUGAGUUUGAAAACCAGUUGAGCAGAACCAGAGCUGUUCCAAAGAAUCUCAACCCCACUUGGAAUCACAAACUGAUCUUUCAUUUAGAUGCAACCAAACCUUACGAUCGCCAGAGCAUUGACGUCUCAGUCUACAACGAGAGAAGGCCUAUCAGUGGGCGGAACUUUCUUGGGAGGGUGAGAAUUCCUUGCUCCAAUAUUGUGAAGGAAGGGGAAGAAGUCUAUCAAGUUUUCCCACUGGAAAAAAAAUGGAUUUUCUCACCUGUGAAGGGUGAGAUUGGCUUGAAACUGUACUUUGCAUCAGAAUCCAAACCCAAUAAAGCUGUUUCUCCAUCAUGUACUGCCCAGCUGGAAGAAAUCUCAUCCUCUCUACGACAAGUACAGGAUUCCACUGCAGCUACAUCUACUGCUAAUCUUCUAGAAAAUGAAGACUCCGCUGAGAAAGAAAUAGCUGAAGGUCCUGAAGUUGAUGCUCCAAAAGUUACCACUGAGGAAGUAAACGGUGAUGCUGCUGGAAAUUCUUCAGUUGAAGCAGAGGCUAAGUUUGGUGGGAUUGCAGAUAUGGUCGAAGUGCCAAAGGAGGAGAGCAGAGAACCUAUACAAGAGGCAGCUCAACAGUUACACAAACAUCAAGUUAUGCAGCAGCAAGUGAUUUCCAUAAAGCAACGACCAAGAGUUACUUCAUUGACAAAUAUUCACCCAGCGAGUUCUCAAGUCCAUUCUCGCCAAAACGAUGAGGAUUACAAAGUGAAGGACACCAGCACACGGCUUGGAGAGAGGUGGUCAAAUGGUGGAAUUGUAAGAGAGUGGAAGCGUGGUUGCACGUGGGAAAAGUUCAAAAGCACGUGUGAUCUAGUUGAGCAGAUGUUUUAUUUGUAUGUUCGGGUCAUGAAAGCCAAGGAUCUUACUCCUAGCUUCAUGACAGGAAGCCGUGAUCCUCUCGUGGAAGUGAAGCUGGGAAAUUACAGAGGAAGAACAAAACACAUUGAGAAAAAAUUGAACCCGGAAUGGAACCAAGUUUUUGCUUUCUCGAAAGAUCGGAUUCAGACCUCUGUGCUGGAAGUUUUCGUGAAGGAUAAGGAAAUGGUGGGGAAGGAUGACUAUCUUGGGAGGGUGGUUUUCGACCUGAACGAGGUGCCAACUAGAGUUCCACCUGAUAGCCCAUUGGCUCCUCAAUGGUACAGACUUGAGGAUUGGAGAGGAGAAGGUGAAGUCAAGGGUGACGUCAUGCUUGCAGUGUGGAUGGGAACUCAAUCUGAUGAAGUUUUUUCAGAUGCUUGGCAUUCUGAUGCAGCCACAGUUUAUGGAGAAGGUAUUUUCAAUGUCAGGUCCAAGGUUUAUGUCUCACCAAAACUAUGGUAUCUCAGGGUCAACAUCAUUGAAGCUCAUGACGUGAUUCCUAGCGACAGAAAUCGCCUGCCAGAUGCUUUCGUGAAAGCCCAGGUUGGUAACCAAGUACUAAGGACCAAGAUAUGCGCACAUCCCACAACAACUCCAUUUUGGAAUGAAGAUUUGAUUUUUGUUGUAGCAGAACCUUUUGAGGAGCACCUGGUGAUUACUGUGGAGGAUCAUGUUCACCCCACUAAAGAUGAGGUUCUAGGGAAGAUAAACUUGCCAUUGAUGCAUUUUGACAAACGGCUAGACCACAGGCCAGUUCAUUCUCGCUGGUUCCCUCUUGAGAAACAUGGCUUUGGACUAAUGGAAGGUGAUAGGAGGAACAACCUCAAGUUUGCAAGCAGAAUUCACAUGAGAGUUUGUCUUGAUGGUGGAUAUCAUGUGCUGGAUGAAUCAGCUCUGUACACAAGUGAUCAAAGACCAACAUCAAGACAACUAUGGAAGCCUCCCGUUGGGAUACUUGAAGUGGGAAUAUUAGGAGGACAUGGCCUUCUUCCAAUGAAGAUGAAGGAUGGGCAUGGCAGCACUGAUGCUUAUUGUGUUGCUAAGUACGGCCAGAAAUGGGUCAGAACCAGAACAAUUCUCAAUACUUUCAAUCCUAAAUGGAAUGAGCAAUACACAUGGGAGGUUUAUGAUCCUUGCACUGUAAUAACAUUGGGAGUUUUUGACAAUUGCCACCUGAAAGAUGGAAAUUCAACCCCUGAUUCACAAAUAGGGAAGGUAAGGGUUCGGCUUUCUACACUAGAAGGUAGCAGGACCUAUAUCCAUUCUUAUCCACUUUUUGUUUUGCAUCCACAUGGGGUGAAGAAGAUGGGUGAGCUUAAACUAGCAAUCAGGUUCACUACCUUCUCACUUGUCAAUAUGGUUCAAGUUUAUGCCCAACCCUUGCUACCCAAGAUGCAUUAUUUACACCCAUUUACAGUGAACCAGUUAGAGAAUUUAAGACACCAAGCCAUGAAUAUGGUAGCCAUUAGGCUUGGCCGAGCUGAACCCCCUUUGAGAAAGGAAGUGGUGGAGUACAUGUUAGAUGUGGAUUCUCAUUUGUGGAGCAUGAGAAGAAGCAAAGCAAACUUUUUCCGAAUUUUGUCUCUCUCCUCUAAUUUGACUGCAAUACAAAGAUGGUUGAAUGAUGUUUGCCAAUGGAAGAACCCCGUCACAUCCAUUCUAGUUCACAUUCUGUUUCUGAUACUAAUCUUCCACCCAGAGCUGAUACUUCCAACUAUGUUUCUAUAUACAUUCUUCAUUGGAGUAUGGAACUACAGGUUCCGUCCCAGACACCCUCCUCAUAUGGAUCCUCAGCUAUCUUAUGCAGAAACAGUACAACCAGAUGAACUUGAUGAGGAGUUUGAUACAUUCCCAACUUCAAGAUCCAAUGAUGUAGUAAGAAUGAGGUAUGACAGGCUUAGAAGUAUUGCAGGGAGGAUUCAGACUGUGGUUGGGGACUUGGCUGCACAAGGUGAGAGGAUUCAGUCUCUGUUGAGCUGGAGAGACCCCAGAGCAACCACUAUCUUCGUCUUGUUCAGCUUUUCUACGGCUGUGGUUCUCUAUGCAACACCGUUCAGAUUGGUGGCUAUGGCCACCGGUUUAUAUUGCUUGCGCCACCCAAGGUUUCGGAGUAAGCUACCAUCUGUUCCAAGUAAUUUCUUUAAGCGGCUGCCUUCUAAAACAGAUAGUUUGCUGUAAUAUUUGUUUUUCUGCAUGUAAUUAAGACAUAACGUGUUGACUUCCUUCUUCAAUGUGAGUGAAAUCAAUAUAUGUACUAAUUUUCUCCAAAGUACAUCAUUGCAGAACGAAUUGCAUGGAUUUUAUGACGGAGAUCGAAGACUUUGAUGAACGUAUUUCUCUAUAAUAAU
Prosopis cineraria is the source of this 3732-nucleotide messenger RNA. RefSeq names its product FT-interacting protein 1-like. Lineage: Eukaryota; Viridiplantae; Streptophyta; Magnoliopsida; Fabales; Fabaceae. The record is from RefSeq and is a predicted model, not a curated record.